AUGAACUUUGGCCCGCUCUUCAAUGAAAUCCUCGGUAUUUUAGGAACUGAAAAUCUUAAGACGGAUGAAAACGAAAGCUCAUCUGGGUUUUCAAUGUUCAAAGCAAUCCGUUCGGGAAAUACUGAAACAGAUGUAAAGGCGUUUGAUAGUUUGCAAGGUGUUUGUGAAAAUGCCGAUAAGAAAAUGGAAAAAAAGAACGUUGAUAGCUUGUCGAGUUUAGAGGAUGAUCAAAUGGAAAUCUUGAGUGGAAAUGAAUUGAUUGAUGUUAGUCCUGUUGUUCAUCAAAUUACAGGAAUUGUAAGAGGUAAAAAUUGUGUGGUCUCAAUGGAGGAAAAGUUAAAAAAUGCGGAUUUUAGAUAUACUGAGGAGAUAGUUGACAAGGUUUUGAAGAGGUGCUUCAAGGUUCCUCAUUUGGCUUUAAGGUUUUUCAAUUGGUUGAAACUGGACGCAGGGUUUCGACACACGAUAGGGACUUAUAAUACAAUGAUUUACUUAGCUGGGGAAGCCAAGGAGUUAGCGUUGGUCGAGGAGUUGUUAGAGGAAAUGGAAAUGAAUUCUUGUGAGAAAAAUGUUAAGACAUGGACCAUUCUCGUGUCUCAUUAUGGGAAAGCAAAGUUGAUUGGCAAAGCUUUGUUGGUCUUUGAGAAGAUGAAAAAAAACAAUGUUGAACCUGAUGGGAUGACUCACAGAAUUAUGUUGCGGGCACUUUGUACUGCCGGAAAAGCCAACAUUGCAUUGGAGUUCUACAAGGAGAUGGUACAUAAAGAGGUGGAGUUAGAUUUGUCUUUGUAUAAACAGUUAUUGAAUUGUUUGGCGUUGUCUGGAGAUGCUGCUGCAGUUCGUGUUGUUGGCGAUGACAUGAUAAGAGUUUCAGAGAUUCCCGAACGUCAUGCUUAUGGUCUAAUGCUAAAGAGUUUCUGCAUUUCAGGGAGAAUUAGAGAAGCCUUAGAAUUGAUUCGCGACUUGAAGAAUAAGAACAUUGACCUUGACUCUGAAAGUUUUGAAAAAUUGGUCAAAGGACUCUGUAGAGCAGAUAGGAUUGAGGAUGCAGUGGAGAUAGUCGAAAUAAUGAAGAGAAGGAAUAUUUUUGAUGGAAAUGUUUACGGGAUCCUUAUAAACACGUAUUUGAGAAGAAAUGAUGUUUUGAAGGCAUUUAAUCUUUUCCAUGAAAUAAAGCACUCUGGACAUGUAACAGUUUCUACCUACACGAAUUUGAUGCAGCAUCUCUUCCAGAAGAACGAGUUUGAAAAGGCCUUAGAGCUCUAUGAAGAGAUGAUUGAGACAGGAAUUGAAUUGGAUAGUGUGGCACUAACUGCUGUGGCUGCAGGCUAUGUUAGACAAAAUUGCAUUUCUGACGCAUGGAAGGUGUUCAAGAGCAUGGAGGAGAAAGGAAUCAAGGCAACUCCCAAAUCAUAUGCCGUAUACAUAAAGGAGCUAUGUAAAGUUUCUGCAACAGAUGAAAUCAUCAAAGUUUUGAAUGAAAUGCAGGCUUCUGAAAUAAUCAUUGGAGAUGACAUAUUCAGACAGCUUUUGUCUCAUAUGGAGAAGAAAGGAGAGUCAGGGAAGUUAGAAGAGAUAAAACGGAUGCAGAGAGCUCGUAAAUGUUGUCCUGCAGAAAUGGAGACACCAAACGUUGAAUUAUGUAGUCAACCAGAAUGCAGUGUGGAAUUUGAGCGUGAAGUAGAGCACCUUCGGCUGGAUUACUACUUACCAGAGUCAGUGUUAAAAUCUUAUAGUGAACAUUCUAAACAUUAUGUACGUGAAGUUUGUCAAAUUCUAUCGUCCUCAAAGGAUUGGUGCUUUAUAAAAGAAAAAUUGGAGCAAUGUUCUGUGAAAUUUACAACUGACCUUGUGGUGGAAAUUUUGCAUAAUUGCAGUUUGUACAAUGCUAACGCUAUAAGAUUUUUCACAUGGGUCGGGAUGCAACCUGGUUAUAGUCACAAUACAGAAUCAUACAACAUGGCCAUGAAAGUUGCAGGUCAGGGGAAGAACUUUAAACAGAUGAAAAGUCUCUUUUAUGAGAUGAGGAGAAAAGGUUGCGAAAUAACAUCUGAUACAUGGACAAUCAUGAUAAUGCUGUAUGGUCGAACAGGCUUGACGGAUAUUGCUCUAAAUAACUUCAGAGAGAUGAAGUCUAGUGGCUGUAAACCAACCAAAAGCUCGUAUAAGUAUUUGAUCAUCUCUCUUUGUGGAAAAAAAGGCAGAAAAGUUGACGAAGCAAUCCAAAUAUAUCAAGAAAUGAUUCAAGUGGGAUGCAUUCCUGAUAAAGAAUUGUUGGAAACUUAUCUUGGCUGUUUAUGUGAAGUUAAUAAACUGUCAGAUGCCAGAUCCUGUAUAGACUCUUUACGUGAACUUGGUUGUUUUACAGUUCCUCUGACAUAUUCAUUGUACAUUAGGGCCCUUUGUCGUGCAGGGAAGAUGGAGGAGGCUUUAUCUUUGACAAAUGAAGUCGGGGCUGAAAGAAAUACACUGGAUCAGUACACCUAUGGAAGCUUAGUUCACGGACUGCUAAGAAGAGGAAGGUUAGAAGAAGCACUGGAAAAGAUGGAAUCCAUGAAACAGGUCGGGAUUCGUCCUACUGUUCAUGUAUAUACAGCUUUACUUGUCCACUUCCUUAGGGAAAAACAGAUAAAUAAAGCUCUUGAAACUUUUGAGGAAAUGAAAGAGGCCGGUUGUCAACCUACAAUUGUUACGUAUUCAGCAUUGAUCUGUGGAUAUGUGAGAAUGGGGAAGAUUACUGCUGCUUGGAAUGUUUUCCAUGAAAUAAAGCAGAAUGGACCAUGGCCUGAUUUCAAGACUUAUACAAUGUUCAUUACUUGUCUCUGUAGAAUAGGUAAGUCUGAAGAAGCUUUGAAACUGAUUUCUGAAAUGCUGGAUAAUGGGAUUGUUCCCAGUACAGUAAAUUUUAGAACAGUUAUUUAUGGGCUAAAUAGAGAGGGAAAACAGAAUCUAGCUAAGAUUAUACUGCAGAAAAAGUCGGAUCUUCAAAGAAGAAGAAAAAUAUUAACAUGA
Molecule: messenger RNA, 3012 nt
Organism: Fraxinus pennsylvanica
Lineage: Eukaryota; Viridiplantae; Streptophyta; Magnoliopsida; Lamiales; Oleaceae
Source: the annotation of a GenBank genome assembly